Neogale vison (American mink) is the source of this 216-nucleotide messenger RNA. Its product is annotated as cytochrome c oxidase subunit NDUFA4-like. The coding region runs from base 1 to 216 and encodes 71 amino acids. The record is from RefSeq and is a predicted model, not a curated record. Lineage: Eukaryota; Metazoa; Chordata; Mammalia; Carnivora; Mustelidae. The transcript has a single exon.
AUGUUACACCAGAUCCUUGGUCAGACCAAGAAACAUCAGGGCUUGAUCCCCCUCUUCAUAAUUAUUGGGGCAGGAGGUACUGGAACAUCGCUGUAUGUCUUGUACCUGGCAUUGUUCAAGGCAGAUGUCAGUUGGGAUAGGAAGAAUAACCCAGAACCCUGGAACAAACUGGGUCCCAAUGCUCAAUUUAAGUUCUCCUCAGUGAGUGUAGAUUAA